AUGAGUCCCUGGAGCUGGUUCCUGCUGCCGACCCUCUGCCUCCUGCCCCCCGGCGCAGCGCCGCUGCGCGGCGCGUCUGCCUCCGCCAACUGCGAGCUCAAGCCCCAGCAAAGUGAAUUGAAUUCCUUCUUGUGGACCAUAAAGCGAAACCCGCCGUCUUACUUCUUUGGCACGAUCCAUGUUCCAUACACUCGGGUGUGGGACUUCAUCCCGGACAACUCCAAGGAGGCUUUUCAACAGAGUAGCAUUGUGUACUUCGAGCUGGACCUCACCGACCCCUACACGGUCUCAGCCCUUACUAGCUGUCAGAUGCUGCCACAGGGAGAGAACCUCCAGGACGUGCUCCCCCGGGACAUCUACUGCCGCCUUAAGCGCCACCUGGAGUACGUCAAGCUCAUGAUGCCCUCGUGGAUGACCCCAGACCAGCGUGGCAAAGGUCUCUAUGCCGACUACCUCUUCAAUGCCAUUGCGGGGAACUGGGAACGGAAGAGGCCCAUCUGGGUGAUGCUCAUGGUCAACUCCCUGACGGAAGUGGAUGUUAAGUCCCGUGGGGUGCCUGUCUUAGACCUGUACCUUGCCCAGGAGGCCGAGCGGCUGAGGAAGCAGACUGGGGCCGUGGAAAAGGUGGAAGAGCAGUGCCAUCCACUAAAUGGGCUGAAUUUUUCACAGGUCAUCUUUGCUUUGAACCAGACCCUCCUGCAGCAGGAGAGCCUUCGAGCAGGCAGCCUUCAGAUCCCCUACACGACGGAGGAUCUCAUCAAACACUAUAACUGUGGGGACCUUGGCUCCGUCAUCUUCAGCCAUGACAGCUCCCAGGUUCCCAAUUUCAUUAAUGCCACGCUGCCACCUCAGGAGCGUGUCACUGCCCAGGAGAUCGACAGCUACUUCCGCCGGGAGCUUAUCUACAAGCGGAAUGAGAGAAUGGGGAAGCGGGUGAAGGCCCUUUUGGAAGAGUUCCCUGACAAAGGUUUUUUCUUUGCCUUUGGAGCUGGUCAUUUCAUGGGAAACAACACGGUGCUCGAUGUCUUGCGGCGUGAAGGCUAUGAGGUAGAACACGCCCCCGCUGGACGACCCAUCAACAAAGAGAAGAGCCAAGGUUCCUCGUCGGGGCCCACCUCCCCGGCCAUCUUUGCUACGGAAGUGCCCUCAGUGGAAGUGAGGGCGCCGGAAGUUGCGUCUGCGGCGCACUCACUGGUGCCUCCUCACGUGUCCCCGGCCGGAAGUGCCGACCUGGGUGGUGAGGUGGAGCGCAAGUUUCGGAGGAAGCGGAGGCGGCCGCGCCCACAGCGAAGGCAGCGACUUCGGCAGUUCAGCGAUCUGUGGGUUCGACUGGAGGAGAGCGCCAUGGUGCCACAACUCCAAGGCCCUGCUCUGGAUAGAUCCAUCUCUGCUGAGCUGCGGCUUCCUCACCAUGGGCAUUCCCACCACAGCCAGAUGGUGGCCAGCAGUGCCUGUCUGUCUCUCUGGACUCCUGUGUUCUGGGUGCUGAUGCUGGCUUUCCAAACAGAGACAUCCCUCCUGUAAUGACUGGAGGAGCCAGGCCAAGCCCCGACCCCUUGGACUUGAAGGAUGGCCGUUCCUGUACUCCACACUCUGGUCUGGCCUUGAUAGGCCCAACCCGGGAAAGGAGAUAGAAUAAAAUGCAGUGUUGGUUCUCUUUCCAAGGAAUGACUUUGGGUUAUCCAGCAGUGCUUGGGGGUGGGUGUUGUAUGAAAAGAAUUAUAAAUGUAUUAUAU
Molecule: messenger RNA, 1736 nt
Organism: Zalophus californianus (California sea lion)
Lineage: Eukaryota; Metazoa; Chordata; Mammalia; Carnivora; Otariidae
Gene: TRABD2A
Product: TraB domain containing 2A
Exons: 7
Coding region: 1-1524 (507 amino acids)
Biological process (GO): negative regulation of Wnt signaling pathway
Cellular component (GO): membrane
Molecular function (GO): metalloendopeptidase activity
Source: RefSeq, a predicted model, not a curated record